Messenger RNA from Phacochoerus africanus (Common warthog), 2598 nucleotides. It is a transcript of the gene SRP72, whose product is annotated as signal recognition particle 72. Bases 19 to 2040 code for a protein of 673 amino acids. Gene Ontology annotation, biological process: SRP-dependent cotranslational protein targeting to membrane. Gene Ontology annotation, cellular component: signal recognition particle, endoplasmic reticulum targeting. The record is from RefSeq and is a predicted model, not a curated record. Gene Ontology annotation, molecular function: ribosome binding; 7S RNA binding; protein binding. The transcript has 19 exons. NCBI's taxonomy places the organism in Eukaryota, Metazoa, Chordata, Mammalia, Artiodactyla, Suidae.
GCCCGCGUCCCCGCCAAGAUGGCGAGCGGCGGCGGCGGCGGUGGUGGGGUGUCGGUGCCUGCACUCUGGAGCGAAGUGAACCGUUACGGCCAGAACGGCGACUUUACGCGCGCUCUCAAAACCGUCAAUAAGAUACUGCAGAUCCACAAGGAUGAUGUCACUGCCCUACACUGUAAAGUGGUGUGCCUUAUCCAGAAUGGGAGUUUCAAGGAAGCCUUGAAUGUCAUCAAUACUCACACCAAAGUGUUAGCCAAUAACUCUCUUUCCUUUGAGAAGGCCUACUGUGAGUACAGGCUGAACAGAAUUGAGAAUGCCUUGAAGACAAUAGAAAGUGCCAACCAGCAAACAGACAAACUAAAGGAGCUUUAUGGACAAGUGUUAUACCGGUUAGAACGCUAUGAUGAAUGUCUGGCUGUGUAUAGAGAUCUUGUCCGAAACUCCCAGGAUGAUUAUGAUGAGGAGAGAAAAACAAAUCUUUCAGCAGUUGUUGCAGCUCAAAGCAACUGGGAAAAAGUGGUUCCAGAGAACUUGGGUCUCCAAGAAGGCACACACGAACUGUGCUACAACACUGCAUGUGCACUGAUAGGACAAGGCCAGCUCAACCAGGCAAUGAAAAUCCUGCAAAAGGCUGAAGAUCUUUGCCGCCGUUCAUUUUCAGAAGACUCUGAUGGGGCUGAGGAGGACCCACAAGCAGAACUAGCCAUCAUUCAUGGGCAGAUGGCCUAUAUCCUGCAGCUUCAGGGUCGUACAGAGGAGGCACUGCAGCUUUACAAUCAGAUAAUCAAACUAAAACCAACGGAUGUGGCAUUGCUAGCUGUGAUUGCAAAUAACAUCAUUACCAUUAAUAAGGACCAAAAUGUCUUUGACUCCAAGAAGAAGGUGAAAUUAACCAAUGCAGAAGGAGUAGAGUUUAAGCUUUCCAAGAAACAGCUGCAAGCUAUAGAAUUUAACAAAGCUCUACUUGCUAUGUACACAAACCAGGCAGAACAAUGCAGAAAAAUAUCUACCAGUUUACAGUCCCAGAGUCCUCAGCACCUCCUUCCUGUGUUAAUCCAAGCUGCCCAGCUCUGCCGUGAAAAGCAGCACACAAAAGCAAUAGAACUUCUUCAGGAAUUUUCAGAUCAGCAUCCAGAAAAUGCUGCUGAAAUUAAGCUGACCAUGGCACAGCUGAAAAUUUCCCAAGGUAAUAUUUCCAAAGCAUGUCUAAUAUUGAGAAGCAUAGAAGAGUUAAAGCAUAAACCAGGCAUGGUGUCUGCAUUAGUGACCAUGUAUAGCCAUGAGGAAGACAUUGACAGUGCCAUCGAGGUCUUCACACAAGCUAUCCAGUGGUAUCAAAGCCAUCAGCCCAAGUCUCCUGCUCAUUUGUCCUUGAUAAGAGAAGCUGCAAACUUCAAACUCAAAUAUGGGCGGAAGAAGGAGGCAGUUAGUGACCUAGAACAGCUGUGGAAACAAAAUCCAAAAGAUAUUCACACCUUGGCACAGCUUAUUUCUGCUUACUCCCUCGUAGAUCCUGAGAAAGCAAAAGCUCUUAGUAAACACUUGCCCUCCUCGGAUAGCAUGUCUCUGAAAGUGGAUGUUGAUGCUCUUGAAAAUUCUCCUGGUGCUACGUAUGUUCGGAAGAAAGGCGGAAAAGUUGCUGGAGAUAAUCAACCAAAGGAACACGGACAGGGAGAUUUGAAAAAAAAGAAGAAAAAAAAGAAGGGGAAACUGCCUAAGAAUUAUGACCCAAAAGUGACCCCAGAUCCAGAAAGAUGGCUCCCAAUGCGUGAACGCUCUUACUACCGGGGACGAAAGAAGGGUAAAAAGAAGGAUCAGAUUGGCAAAGGGACCCAGGGAGCAGCUGCAGGAGCAUCAUCUGAACUGGAUGCCAGUAAAACUGUGAGCAGCCCCCCCACCUCCCCAAGACCUGGCAGUGCGGCAGCAGCAUCCACAUCUACAAGUAACAUCAUACCCCCAAGACACCAGAAACCAGCAGGGGCUCCAGCAACAAAGAAGAAACAGCCACAGAAAAAGAAGAGAGGUGGGAGAGGCGGCUGGUGAGGAGCGCAGCCUUGUGGCAGACGGCUUUCAGACUGGCCUCAGUGACACUAGGAGCACGAUAAAGGCGACACAGCAAGAAGUACAGAGCUGCUCCCUCUCCCAUCCCCACAUUUUUGCGUGAUUGUUUCCUUGUACAUCAAACAGGGAAGCCUAUUCCUUAGACUCGGCCAGGCCAGACCUGGCGCUCAUAACGCCUGCUUGUGCAGAUGAGGAGGACGCUGGACAGCUGCCCCCUUGCUGCAGUCUCCUUUCUCUCUAGUGGCCUGGUGUUUCUUUCAGUUUCACAAAUAAGGCAUGUGAUUCAGGGUUUCCUAGGAUAUAAACAGAAACUGCUUCUGUUUGAACUAGAGUCCGAAGAUACUUGUUCUGUCAAAUCUUGCUUUAAGUUAUGUCUUAGGAGGCUGUAGGAGCCUGCAAGUGGAGUCUUCUGAGCAUUCCAAAUACCUGCCUAGAAGCAGCAUGGGAGGAAAAGGGCCCUUAGGGUACCCAGUGUUUGCACUUCAUCACAUGAGGGGCCACAGGAAAUAAUCAUAAAGUCUCCAUUAUUCUGACUGUAAA